UGAUGGGCGGUGGAAACAUUCCCGUUACCAGUAAGUUUCCAUUUGGGAACAUUACUAGUAAGUUCCCAAUGUUACCAGUAACAUUCCCAAAAGACGGUAACAUACGAAAUUGAUGAUGUAUUGAAUUAAAAUUCGUUGUAAACGUUAUUGUCUCAGUGCACCAUGUUAUGUAUAUCUAACUAUACAUAUAACAAUUGUCCUGACUGACUGACUGACCGACUGACUGAUUCAUCAUCGCAGAGCCGAAACUGUCAAAGCUAGAACGUUGAAAUAUGCACACUGGGUUGCAAUUAAAAAGUGUACUAAGAGAUGUAGAAAGAUUUUGAAAAAUUCCACCUUUAAGAAUGUUAAAAAGAGAAGACAAUCUGUAUGCCAAAAUAAAUAUUUUAAGUUUAUUAUUAUUCCGAAUUCAUACAUAAAUAUCGGGAAAUUAAUCCACGCGAAUGAAGUCUUGGGGAACAGCUAGUAUACUACACGUGUAGAUAUACAUCUUUCUCUUUCAUACUCAACGUUUAUUUUCUCUUUCGCUCAAGCCUCUUAUCGCAAUUGUUACCUGGCAUGGAUCCCUUGGCAUGGGGUUAGUUUUAUCUAAAACACGGCUUUGAGUGAACGUAUUAAUUGUGAUAACAAGUGGAGUACAGAACUGAAUAUGUUACAAUGAAGCCGAAAAGUCCAGUGUAUAGUUAUUUUACUGAAAAUACUAUAAACAAUAAAAAAAGUUACACUUGUAACUUUUGCAGUGUUGUGUACAACUAUAGAAAUGCUACAAAGUUUGCGGUUCAUAUUAUAAAAUGUAAAAAGAGCCCCCAAGACGUAAAGGACAGUUUUAAGCAAAAUGACAAAAACUCAUCAACAUUAUGUGAAGCUCAAGUAUUAAGCGACAGUGACCAUAGCCGUGCCUAUACAUCACAAGAUACAACAAAUGUCAGACCAGCAUUGAUGGAUAAAGACGAGCAGAUGAAUAUACACAAAGCUGUUGCAAGAGCAAUGUAUGUAACUGGCACACCUUUCUCUCAAUUCGAGCACCCGCUAUGGAAAGAAGCUUUUCAUAUGAUGAACCCUUUAUACGGUAUGCCUUCAAGAAAGAGAUUGGCUACAUCUCUAUUAGAUGAAGAAUAUUCAGACGUUCAAAGCGAAAUAGUGAGCAAAAUCAAUCAAGCCAGUAUUAUUCACUUGGCUAUUGAUGGAUGGUCUAACCUAAGAAAAGAAUCCAUCCUAAAUGUGAUUCUCUAUGCUCCGAAACCAUACUUCUACAAAUUUAUAGAAACAAAGGAACAAAGACAUACGGCCGAAUAUCUGUGUGAAGAAGUCACAAAUAUAAUCGAAGAGUUUCAUCCGUCAAAGUUUGUUGCAGUUGUUACGGACAAUGCGGCAAACAUGGUCAGAUUUGGGAAGCUCUUGCACGACAAAUAUGAACAAACUCUAUGGACAGGAUGUUUGGCUCAUACCCUGCAUUUGUUUGUUGGGGACUCAUUAAAAGUCAUGAAAAUACGUCGCAUUUUUGCAUUUACAGUGAGAGUAAUAAAAACAAUUACACGAUCACAUAUCCUUGGAGCUGAAUUCCGAAGACUCGCGGAGGAAAAAAGCGUCAAUUCGAGUCUUCAGUUACCAGUUAAAACCAGAUGGGGCAGUUAUUUAGCAUGUCUUCAAAGCUUUAUCAAAUCAAAAAUUGUUGUGCAAAAUAUGGUAAUAAAUGAAUCUACAACAUCACUAAGACAAUACAAAAAUAAAAUUUUAAACGAAGACACAUGGACAGAGCUCCGUAACCUUGAAAGGUUUUUAGACCCCAUUGUCCAAUGGAUAUACAUUCUAGAAGGGGAUUAUUUUGCAGUACAUCUAGUGUACAAGGCAUUUAAAGAAUUAGAUGCAUUGCUUAACAAUUACCAAACAACAAAUCUUCUUGAAAAUAAUUUAGCAGACCUCAAAGCGAAAUUUGAAGAAAGAAAGGCAAAUGCUCUGAAACCCAUCCAUUUUGCAGCGACAAUACUAGACCCAAAGAAUCAAGGAUCACAAUUAACAGAUCAAGAAAACGUUGAUGGAUGCGAAAUCAUAUUUAAUCUUGGGAAUGAAUCAACUGAUAUUUUAAUGGAAUUAUCGGACUACAAGACACACAAAAGCAUCUGGGCAAAGGAUUUUGUGUGGAAAAUGGCAGCUACUACAGAGCCAGUCACAUGGUGGGAAACAUUAUUCUCCAAUACAGUGUUAGGUAAAACAGCUGUCAAAAUACUAACCAUGCCUGCCACCUCUGCAGCGGUAGAGCGGUCUUUCUCUACAUUUUCAAAUAUUCAUACGAAACGAAGGAAUCGGUUGAAGACAAACAGAGCGGGAAAAUUAACUUAUAUAUCUCACAACUGGAAGUUAUCUCAUCAAUCAGAAUCACAAAAACCUUUUGAUCGGAGUACAAUUGUCAACGAGGAUAUGCAUGAUACGGAUUCGUCCAACUCUGAAGAUGAAUUUUCGGACGUUGAAGAUAUGGAAGAUGGCACCUCAGAUUCAAUUUCAUCAAACAGUAUUUUUUCUACAGAUUGUACAGAUUGAAUUUGAAUUGAUUAAAAUUUUUAACAAGAAUGAAUGUUAAAGAUUUCAUUGUUGGAGAUUAUAGUAAAUUUUAAUAUAUUAUACCUGUUAUGUGAAUUUUUACUAGUUGAUUUGUGUGCCUGAAGCUGAGUCUUUGUUGGAUAACUUAUUGCAAAUAAGCUAAUUGUAUCUACUUAACUGAUUUCAUUUUUAAACUAUAUGGUCAUGCUUAAUAUUUAAAUUAAGAUGAUUUAUAUGUGAAACAACAUUUAAAUAUACAUACUAAAAUUAUACACAAUGUUGAUUGUUAUAUUUUUCAAAUUAAAGUAAGCUAACUGCAUGUACUUAAUUUCAUAUAAAAAUGAUAAUACAUACUGAUUUCAUUUUAAAGUACUGACA
Molecule: messenger RNA, 2916 nt
Organism: Leguminivora glycinivorella
Lineage: Eukaryota; Metazoa; Arthropoda; Insecta; Lepidoptera; Tortricidae
Exons: 2
Coding region: 658-2538 (626 amino acids)
Molecular function (GO): protein dimerization activity
Source: RefSeq, a predicted model, not a curated record